GUAAUUGUUGUCGAGAUUAUAUGAACGGGCGUCAUCAUCAACGGGCCACGCUUUGACGCAACCCCGCACAUCAGGAACUAGUUACAUUAGGAGCUAGUGAUGCACACGCUGAUCAGAUGCAACGGCGCGCCGAGUCCGUUCGUGUUGCUGUUCUUUCUCUGUGGAUACGCUCUACGAUUGGUCCUUAGCGUAUGGCACUGGUGUCUCCCUAACGGCCAGAAAUUCAGCUUUCUAUGCCCGAACGGAACCGUCUUCAACCAGUUCGCACGGGUAUGCGACUGGUGGUUCAACGUAGACUGCGCGGCCACUCCGAACCUCUACAAUAUCAACGAAGAUCUUAGUUCAGCAAGUGAAUACGGCGUAGGCCGAUCUACAAUUUAUGACAUUAAAAGAAACCACGAGAAGAUCAAGAAGUUCGUGUCAAGUACUGACUGCGGGCCAGGCAAGAGACAGACACUCAAGAAAGCUGAACAUCCAGAAGUGGAAGAAGGUUUGUACAUGUGGUUUCUUCAGGAAAGAAAUAGGCAUGCACCAAUUUCAGGACCCAUGUUGGCCAUGAAAGCUAAGUUUUUUUAUAAGAAAAUAACUAAAGAAGAUGAUUUUGUGGCCAGCAAAGGAUGGCUAUAA
This is a messenger RNA of Acanthoscelides obtectus, 627 nucleotides long. NCBI's taxonomy places the organism in Eukaryota, Metazoa, Arthropoda, Insecta, Coleoptera, Chrysomelidae. The record is from the annotation of a GenBank genome assembly.